Messenger RNA from Lasiodiplodia theobromae, 1176 nucleotides. Its product is annotated as Tyrosinase. Lineage: Eukaryota; Fungi; Ascomycota; Dothideomycetes; Botryosphaeriales; Botryosphaeriaceae. The record is from RefSeq and is a predicted model, not a curated record. Bases 1 to 1176 code for a protein of 391 amino acids. Gene Ontology annotation, molecular function: oxidoreductase activity. The transcript is spliced from 5 exons.
AUGGCCGAGCCCCUGCCGACGGCGGCGGCCCCUGACGCUGCGCAGCAGCUCCACGCGCUGGCUCAGCAUGCGAUCGACGAGACUCUGGCAGCCCUGGACAACGGCGGUGCGUCGUGGAGCAAGCGCGGCGGCGGGGCCUGCACGCGAGAUAACAUCUCGAUUAGGAAAGAAUGGGGCCGUCUGGGCAGGGCAGAACGCAAGCAAUACAUCGCCGCCGUGCAAUGCCUGCAGAAACUGCCCGCGCGCACACCGCCGUCGCUCGUGCCGGGGGCCAAGUCGCGCUUCGACGACUUCGUCGCCACGCACAUCAACCAGACCUUGACCAUCCACUACACUGGCACUUUCCUCGCCUGGCACCGCUGGUUCACGUGGGAGUACGAGCAGGCUCUCCGCAACGAAUGCGGCUACACGGGCGCCCAGCCCUACUGGGACUGGGCCGUCACCGCCGCCGCCAACAACACCCUUGAGACGUCUCCGCUGUUCGACGGCUCCGACACGUCGCUGUCCGGCAACGGCGCCUUCGUCCCCAAUCAAGGCAACGUCGUCCUCGGCGCAACCACCGGGCUGCCGCCCAUCUACCUGGCCGCGGGCACGGGCGGCGGCUGCGUGACUGCCGGGCCCUUCGCCGACAUGGUCGUCAACCUCGGCCCCGUCGCCCUCGACCUGACCAACGGGACGAGCGUCGGCACGGGGCCCGUCACGCCUGACCAAUUCGCUUGGAAUCCGCGUUGCCUCAAGCGCGAUCUCUCCGACGCCGUCAACCGCCGCUACGCCAACGCGAGCGGCGUUGCGGCCUUGAUCUUGGGUAGUGAGGACGUAGAGCGGUUUCAGAUGACGAUGCAAGGCGUGCCGGGGAGCGGGAGCAUCGGCGUGCACGGGGGCGGCCAUUACUCAAUCGGCGGCGAUCCCGGACGUGAUCUCUUCGUUUCGCCCGGAGAUCCUGCUUUCUACGCCCACCACUCGCAGAUCGACCGCGUCUGGACCUUGUGGCAGUGGCUGGACCUCGAGAGCAGACAGAACGCCCUCGCGGGCACGGGCACGUUCCUGGACUCGCCGCCGUCGCCGAAUACGACCCUGGACACCCUCCUCGAUCUGGGCUACGCCGCCGGCGAGCCGACGAGGGUGGGCGAUCUGAUGAGCAACAUUGGCGGCAAGUUCUGCUACCUGUACGCGUGA